Monosiga brevicollis MX1 is the source of this 777-nucleotide messenger RNA. RefSeq lists its product as uncharacterized. Gene Ontology annotation, biological process: protein dephosphorylation. The coding region runs from base 1 to 777 and encodes 258 amino acids. Gene Ontology annotation, molecular function: protein tyrosine phosphatase activity. The record is from RefSeq and is a predicted model, not a curated record. The transcript has a single exon. NCBI's taxonomy places the organism in Eukaryota, Choanoflagellata, Craspedida, Salpingoecidae.
AUGCGUUAUCAGGACUUUUACGACAUUGGUCGCGACCAGCCGGCCACUGCCUCAUAUGCCAACCCCAACCUCCUCAAAAACCGUUACGGCAAUAUUGUGGCUUACGAUGCCGGCCGUGUCAAGUUGUCCCAAAUUGGUGAUGAUCCUUCCACCGAUUACAUCAACGCUAGCUGGGUCGACGCUUACAAACAACCCAAUGGCUACAUCGCCUCUCAAGGACCAGUCCCCAACUCUUUUCUAGACUUUUGGCGCAUGGUCUGGGAGCAAAACGCUUGCACCAUCGUCAUGGUGACCCAUGAAGUGGAGAAGGGCCGCAUCAAAUGCCAUCGCUAUUGGCCCGACCCCACCUCCACACCGCCUACGCAAACGCUCAGCUAUGGCGACGUCACCGUCACACACCUUCGUGCCGAGGCUCACCGCCACUUUGUUGUACGCACAUUUCUUGUACGCUGCAACAGUGAAGAGCGCACCGUCAAACAAUUUGCUUAUACCUCCUGGCCCGAUCACGGUGUCCCUCUGACGACAGCCGAGCUUCUCGGCUUCCGCAAUGCCGUCAAUGCCGGUACCCCCAACAAAGACGUGCCCAUUGUCAUCCACUGCAGUGCCGGCGUCGGGCGCACGGGCACCUACAUUGCUAUUGAUACCCUGGUCAAGCAAUGCCUUGACAUGGGUGGCAUGCCGAAUGUUGACGCAGUGGUCCGCGACAUGCGUCUCCGCCGCAAUUACAUGGUGCAAACAGAGGUAUGUAUUGGCAACGUGCCCAAUCCUGAUAUUUAG